Aspergillus oryzae RIB40 is the source of this 1659-nucleotide messenger RNA. RefSeq lists its product as uncharacterized. Gene Ontology annotation, biological process: transmembrane transport; carbohydrate transport. The transcript has 4 exons. The record is from RefSeq and is a predicted model, not a curated record. Gene Ontology annotation, cellular component: membrane. Gene Ontology annotation, molecular function: carbohydrate:proton symporter activity. The coding region runs from base 1 to 1659 and encodes 552 amino acids. Lineage: Eukaryota; Fungi; Ascomycota; Eurotiomycetes; Eurotiales; Aspergillaceae.
AUGAGACCAUCAUCAUUCAUGGGCCUUUGUGGAAGCGCUCUUAACUUAGCACAGCUUCUUCUAAUCGUUUGUCCUGCUUUCAUUCUAUUCGGAUACAAUCAAUCUAACCUGGGUGGAUUGGUUUCGGUAACGGAUUUCACGAAUCACUUUCCUCGGAUCGACACCGUGCACACGGAAGGAGAACAGAAGAGCUCAAAUGCUACGAUACAGGGCGUUGUGGUGGCAACCUUUACACUAGGAGCACUGUUUGGAUGCCUUUCCUGUUCAUAUACCAGCGACAGGUUUGGGCGUCGUAUAGUAAUACUUGCAGGGGCCAUCCUCACCGUGGUGGGGGAGGUCCUCGAAGCAUCUUCGUUCCAACUAGCUCAGCUCAUCAUCGGUCGAGUGAUCUUAGGUGCUGGCGUGGGGAUGUUGAGUGGUACAGUGCCUACCUGGCAGAGCGAAUGCUCUAGCUCCUCGAACCGCGGAAAGCACGUUGUUCUCGAUGGGCUUUUCAUCUCAAUUGGAUAUAUCCUUCAGGCUUGGAUCAACUUAGGAUUUUACCAAGUCAAAACUGGGUCAGCAUCUUGGCGGGCACCUAUUGCCAUCCCAAUCUUCUUUUCGCUUCUCUUAAGCCUUGCUAUUUUGGCAAUGCCAGAGUCCCCACGAUGGCUGUCUCAACAAGGCCGCAUGCAGGAAGCGCGAAGCACCCUUGCCGCGCUGAAGGGGCUCUCAGACGAUGACGCGAGCAUAAUUGAUGAAUUAUCCGCAAUCGAACGGUCUUUGGAACAGUCCGGCCGCACCGCGGCAUCGCUUGGUGAUAUGCUCAAGAUGGGACAGGACCGACUUCUCUAUCGCUUUUGCUUGUGUAUCUUGUUGCAAUUUUAUCAACAAAUGUCUGGGGGUAACCUGAUAUCCGUCUAUUCCACGGUCAUCUUCCAGGAGGGUCUUCGCAUGGACUCUGAGACAUCUCGAAUCCUAUCUGGAGGUACUUUGACCUGGAAGCUUCUCUCCUGCUUUGCUGGCUUCUUUGCCAUCGAUCGAUUUGGACGACGGUUUGUGCUCAUGGUGAGCGGCACAGGAAUGGCGACUUGCAUGAUGGGGCUCGCCGUCGCGACAUCGUUUCCACAUUCGAAUUUUGGCGCACAAGUCUCCAGUGUCUUCUUCAUUUUCUUAUUUAAUUUCUUCAUCCCGAUUGGUUUCUUAGGUGCCAAUUUCCUUUACUGUACCGAGGUUGCGCCCACGAAGCUGAGAGUAGCCAUGUCGAGUAUAUCCACCGCUAACCAUUGGCUGUGGAACUUCGCUGUCACGAUGAUUACCCCCGUAGCGAUCAACACAAUCGGGUAUCAAUACUACAUUGUGUUUACCUGUAUUGGAUUCUGCAUCCCGAUCUCCGUCUACUUCUUUUAUCCCGAGACCAUGGGUAGAUCGCUCGAAGAAAUUGACCUCAUUUUUCGGAAUAGUCCGUCGGUCUUUUCCACUGUCCGGUAUGCGAGGGAAAAUCCUCACCUGGCACUGGAGCACGUCUUGGAGCAUGAGAAGGGGGAGAUCAGGCACGAAGAAAAUGUAGAAGAGAGUCUUGGACGAUCCAUUCCCAAUCUUGGCCAGGUCAUUCAGUGCGGCCUCAGGCGUGAAGCUAUGGAUGCCUGGGUCCACCAUAAAACCCCCACGCCGGAAUAG